This is a messenger RNA of Microplitis demolitor, 1488 nucleotides long. It is a transcript of the gene L2HGDH, whose product is annotated as L-2-hydroxyglutarate dehydrogenase, mitochondrial. Gene Ontology annotation, molecular function: (S)-2-hydroxy-acid oxidase activity; (S)-2-hydroxyglutarate dehydrogenase activity. The transcript has 8 exons. Lineage: Eukaryota; Metazoa; Arthropoda; Insecta; Hymenoptera; Braconidae. The record is from RefSeq and is a predicted model, not a curated record. Bases 112 to 1443 code for a protein of 443 amino acids.
UGCAGAACGUGAUAUAAUAUCAGAUAUUAUAUCACGAGAAACAAAUAAUAAUGAGCUUUGCAUUAAUUUACCAGUGAUAUUUAUCAUAAAGUCAUAAUUUUCAAGAUUAAAAUGUCAUCGAGAAUAAUGAAACUUAGUAAAUCAAUCCGUCAUUUGGGAAUAACUUAUCGCUACUCAUCAACAGCAAGUGCAGAUCAUCACGAUACGUACGAUUUGGUUGUCGUAGGUGGUGGAAUAGUUGGGUGUGCAACGGCACGUGAAAUGCUUGAGAGACAUCCUGAUAUGAAAAUCGUUAUCGUUGAAAAAGAAAGUAAACUUGCUAUGCAUCAAACUGGACACAAUAGUGGAGUUAUUCAUGCUGGAAUUUAUUAUACUCCUGGUACCAUAAAGGCAAAAUUAUGUGUAGAAGGUUUAAGAAUGUCAUAUAGUUAUUUUGGUCGACAUAAUAUACCUUAUAAAAAAGUUGGAAAGCUUAUUGUUGCUCAGGAUCAAGCGCAAGCUAAGAGGAUUGACGAUUUAUAUGAAAGAGGUUUGAAAAAUAACGUACCAGAGCUGAAAUUAAUUGAGAAAAAUGAUAUAUGUAAAUUUGAACCCAAAUGCAAGGGAGAAAAAGCUUUAUGGUCACCGUGGACUGGAAUAGUCGACUGGGGAGACGUGUGUCGUUAUUUCGCUUCACAGUUCGAAAAGAUGGGUGGUAAAGUUAUUUUAAAUUAUGAAGUUAAGGGCUUUGCUGAAACAGCUGAGUCUAAGAAAGAUGAAGAGUUGGUGCCUAUUUCUGUGCUGUCAGAAAAUAAAACGAUUAAAACAAAAUAUGUGCUGACAUGCGCGGGCUUACACUCAGAUCGUCUGGCAGUAAUGACCGGUUGUGAUUUAAGCCCAAGAAUAAUUCCAUUUCGUGGUGAAUAUCUUUUAUUAGAUGAAAAGAAAAGGCACCUGUGUAGGACAAAUAUCUAUCCAGUGCCAGAUCCAAGGCUUCCGUUUCUCGGCGUUCAUUUUACUCCAAGAAUGAACGGUGACAUUUGGCUUGGUCCCAAUGCCGUAUUGGCUCUCGCCAGAGAAGGAUACAGUUGGACUGAUAUAAAUAUAAAAGACUGUAUCGAAAUGGCGAAAUUUCCAGGACUUUAUAAAUUAUGUUUUCGAUAUAUUAUUCCUGGAUGUAAGGAAAUGAUUAAAUCACUUUUUUAUCCAUUGGCAGUGAGUGAUUUGCAAAAAUUUAUUCCAGAACUUUCUCGAAAAGAUAUUAAAAGAGGACCAGCUGGUGUAAGAGCACAAGCAAUGGAUAAUGAUGGUAAAUUAGUUGACGAUUUUGUAUUUGAUAAUGGAGUUGGAAGUAUCGGUAGCCGAGUACUUCACUGUCGUAAUGCGCCGUCACCAGCUGCUACAAGUAGUAUGGCUAUUGCUAAGCAUAUAUGCAAUAAACUUGAAACAGAUUUCAAAUUUUAGCGCCGAUAAUAAUUAAUAAAAUACACCUAAGAGCUGUCAAAAAAA